GGGGGGAAGGCAGCGGAGGGUAUAUAUGAGGGUGCUGCAGCAGGGGUCAGCACCACUCGCGGAGUUCCACAUUUGAAGUCAACAUGUCGAAGGCUGUGUUCGGCGUGCUUUGCCUGUGUGUGUUGGUGGCCUCCGCUAUGGCUAAUCCCAUGCCUGACCCAAGCCAUGGCCGUAGGGGACGCGGGGGCGGCCUUACCAGCUACGGGAGCUAUGGCGGCCAGUCCUACGGCGGGGGAUAUCCCGGGGGCAGUUACGGAGGCUAUGGCAGUGGUUAUGGCAGUUAUGGCAGCGGCUACGGUAGCGGAUAUGGAAGUUAUGGCGGCGGCUACGGUAGCGACCAUGGAAGUUAUGACGGCGGCUAUGGGAGUCAAGGCGGCAGCGGCUACGGAAGCUAUGGCGGUUAUAGAGGAAGUGGCGGGUCCGGUGGUUAUGGCCGUGGAUAUUACGGGUACUGAGGUUUAAGUGUACACAAACCGGAUUAAAGAGAAUAUGUAUAUAAUACGCUAAUAAAUCUACGCUAAUAAAUCUUUAA
Molecule: messenger RNA, 532 nt
Organism: Eriocheir sinensis (Chinese mitten crab)
Lineage: Eukaryota; Metazoa; Arthropoda; Malacostraca; Decapoda; Varunidae
Product: keratin, type II cytoskeletal 1-like
Exons: 2
Coding region: 84-455 (123 amino acids)
Source: RefSeq, a predicted model, not a curated record